AUGAUGUUUAUACACAUGUUAGACUACUGAUGAAAGUGAUGUCUAUCCUUUUGCUGAUUUCGAGCACGAAAUGUUAUGUAACUAUUAUUGUCAGUUGGUAAACUUCAACUAUAAAUAUUAAACAAUUUGACUGCUUUCUGUUGACCUCAAUUGGAAUUUUGUGUGCUGAAAUCAUGCACCAAAAAGUUAUAAUGUCGGGCAGUAGUGUCUUAUUGGUCAUAAUUAAUUUCUAAAAUAAAUCUUUUUAUUUGAAUCCUCAUGUCAAUAGAAGUUAGAUCAACAAAAUUUAAGUUUAAAAGGUAGGCAAAAUUGCAACACCCACUUUUCAAUAAGGCCUAAGGGGGGUGGGGUGGUAAGAGUAAUUUUCUGGAGCUAUCUUUGAUAAAAUUGGAAUAUGAUGUCAUUUCAGGGUUUUGUGAAAGUUGUGAAGAACAAAGCUUACUUCAAGCGUUUUCAAGUGAAAUUCAGGAGGAGGAGAGAGGGCAAGACAGAUUUUUUUGCAAGAAAACGCCUCGUUAUUCAAGAAAAGAAUAAGUACAACACUCCAAAGUACAGAAUGAUUGUCAGAUUUACUAACAAAGACAUCAUUUGUCAGAUAGCGUACGCUCGUAUUGAAGGGGAUAUAAUAAUCUGUGCUGCCUACGCACAUGAGCUUCCCAGAUACGGCGUCAAGGUCGGGCUUACUAAUUACGCAGCUGCCUACUGCACUGGACUCCUGCUGGCAAGAAGGCUAUUGCAAAAACUGAAGUUAGAUGAUAUCUAUGAAGGUCAGAAGGAAAUUGAUGGAGAACAGUUCAAUGUUGAAGAUGUUGAUGAAAAACCAGGUGCAUUUAGGUGCUACUUGGAUGUUGGUCUCGUCCGCACAACUACAGGUGCCCGUGUGUUUGGAGCUAUGAAAGGUGCUGCUGAUGGUGGUUUAGACAUCCCACACAGUACCAAGAGAUUCCCUGGUUACGAUGGUGAGAGUGGAGAAUUCAGUGCAGAGGUUCACAGGAAUCACAUCUUUGGCCAGCAUGUGGCUAACUACAUGAGGAGUCUGCAAGAAGAGGAUGACGAUGCAUACAAGCGACAGUUCUCCCAAUUCAUCAAGAAUGGAGUCACUGCAGACAGUGUGGAGGGUAUGUACAAGAAGUGCCAUGCUGCUAUUCGAGCUGACCCAUCACGUAAACAGAAGAAGGACGCGAAGGAUGUCAAGGUCAAGAGAUGGAACCGUGCAAAGAUCUCGCUGAAACAGAAGAAAGACCGUGUCAAACAGAAGAAGGCAUCAUAUCUGAAACAGUUAGAAGCAGAGGACGAUGAAUAGACUCAUGGACUUGCCUAAAUAAAAUCUGCAAGCUGUG
Molecule: messenger RNA, 1340 nt
Organism: Ostrea edulis (European flat oyster)
Lineage: Eukaryota; Metazoa; Mollusca; Bivalvia; Ostreida; Ostreidae
Product: 60S ribosomal protein L5-like
Exons: 8
Coding region: 395-1303 (302 amino acids)
Biological process (GO): ribosomal large subunit assembly; translation
Cellular component (GO): cytosolic large ribosomal subunit; ribosome
Molecular function (GO): 5S rRNA binding; structural constituent of ribosome
Source: RefSeq, a predicted model, not a curated record